GUGGUGGUGGAGAGGUGGUGUGUGUUGGUGGUGUAGAGGUGGUGGUGGUGUAGAGGUGGUGUGUGUUGGUGGUGUAGAGGUGGUGUGUGUUGUGCACGCUGUGUCAAGGUGUUGAGUUGGUGUCGGGGUGUGUGUGUGAGUCUUGUGAGUGGCUAUUGCAAAUGUGAAAAGCUUUCAAAACAAAUCAUAUCACCUGUACGGGCGACCUGUAGAGAAUAAUAAAUUACAUCACUGUGUGUGUGAUGCUGUACACGGAGUCAUAACGCACGCUUGUCACACACCCCGAACGCAACACUCCGCUCGCCGCUGAUGUGAUGCGCUAACCGCUGUCCCACCGUUCCCUCCGACGUCAGUCUCACUCGGUCUGGCAACACAAGCUCGCAUUGUGACAAGCAUGUCACAGGAUAAAGACAAAGAUCCCCAUAUAGUCUACACAGGCUGUUGGGUCAAGUGCUAUUCCGCGAGCACCUAUAAAGGCCAGCACGGCACACGAGGGUUUGGGUAGCCAACACCAUGCCUGGCCGUCUUUGUAUCUCCACUGCUGAUGUUUACACACCGCACCAAGUAGGAAUUUAAGGCUGGGUCAAACCUUGGGGAGGCCCAGGAACGUUUCAGAUAAUCGUCACUGGUGUUGGCCGGGUUGGUAGCUCAGUGCAUGAACCACUGCGCCACCACUCCCCACUUUGUCACGGGAACCAGGAGCACAUACAAACAGUUUAAUGAGUUGAAUGUCCAUGAUAAUGGAGGUGAUGGAGCCGCUAGUGCUGGAGAUGGAAACCUGUGAUGAUUGAUGAUGCGAGUAUGAGCGAUACAGAUAUGGAUGAUGGUGUUGGCGAUGAGCGAUAGAGCUGAGGAUAGUAAUGAUGAUGAUGGUGGUGAUGGCGAUGAUAGCAUUGGGAUUAAUAGGAUGACUGAUUAUGUUAUUAUGAGACUGACGGUGGGGUUAUCAUAGGGAUAUAGGUGAUGAUGGUCCUUGACGUAGUGUGAUGAUGGUUCUGGUGAAGACGGUUGCUAUGGUGGUGAUGGUUGCCACAGUGGUGAUGUUUUCCGCGGUAAUUCCGGUCGGCAUGAUGAUGAUGGUUACCUAGGUGAUGAUGGUUGCCACGGUGAUGAUUGCCGUGGUGAUGGUGGUUGCCCCAGCAACGGCGGUUGGCAUGGUGACGACGAUGGUCGCCAUAGUAAUAAUGGUCGCCGCUUCUGCGCGGCCACGUGAUGCGGCGGGGCUGAGUCACGUGACACGAAUGCCGACAUGGCGGAGGUCCGUGACGGCCUCAUCUCCGAGUACCUGGACGCGCCGCUGCUGCGGGAGCGAGGGGACCGCCUCCUCUUCGACCACCUCUACCGCCUCGCCGUCGCCUACUUCGAGCUCGGAGACUACGAGCGCCUCUCCGGUGUCUACCGCGCGGCCAGCGGCGCCCUGCAGUUCCUGCGGGAGGAGCAGCUAAGGCAGGUGCAGUGGAAGUUGAUCCAGCUCAUGGAGAUGGUGAUGCGCGGACAAUUCUUUGACCCCGUUCGCGAAGGCAACCAGAUGCUGCUGGAAGGGGCCGUGGAGAUGGUGGACAUGCUGGGCAGGGAGUGUCAGUUGGAGCCCGAGGUCACGCAGGAGGUCACGAGAAUACUCAGGCUUAAGCUCCUGACGGAGGCGCGCGUGCAGGUGCAGCGAAACAAACGGCUCCAGACCGACCUCGUGGACCCUUGGUACUCGCUCGACUUGAAGCCGCAUAUCUUACGAAUCAUCGACUCCGUCCCCCAGAGCAGUCAGGCGUCCUCCUAUGUUCAGCUCCUGAAAGAAAGCCUGGCUCAAGAGACACCUCCAGCUGACAAAACAAAUGGCGGUGAAUUCCUACACAGGGGCCACAUCAAGGAGGCCUUCCUCUCCAUCUCCGACUGCCGAGAGGCCGCGCUCAAUACCUUCGAGGUCCUGCUGCUCACCGACGUUCCGCCUCUGGGCCUCAAACUCGCCCAGCCGGCCAUGGGCGCUGCCAAAAGCUCGCCAGGGCCCAAGCGCCGGGAGGACUCCUCCGAGCCCGACGGCGCCACGGCCAAUAAUUCGGUGGCGUCGGCACGGGUCAUCUCUGUGCUGCCGAAACAGUCGUCCCCGGCUAAGGGACUCGCGGGGCCGGAGACUCCUCGACGCGUUCCUAAGGGCAGCCGGGAGGAGAAGGAGAAGGUGGUGGCAGCACGGCCGGCGACACCACCAUCGCCACCACCGCUAUCCCCUCUCCUUUUGAGCGACUCGGAGGAGCUGCUGCCGAUGCGGAUGAUCGUCCAGAGCAAGCGGAGCGACCCGAGCACAGCUGAGGCGGCGUGCGACGAUGCCCACCAGAUGAGCACCACCGACUUCAUCCCCUCCACUUACGAGGAGACACCGCCCACCGCCCCCGCCAGGGAUGUCGCGCAUCCCGGCUCGACUCCACCGAUUUUGGCGAUCAUCGGAAGGAAGAGGAGGAGCGACAGCCCCAGGAGGCGGGUGGAGGAGGCGGCCGCCACCCCGCGGCUCGUGGAGGACGGCGAAGUCGCGGGGCCCAGCAAACCCAGGGCAGCCACGAUCUCGCCAGCGAAGGCGACUUGCGACAAAUGGGACAAAGGUCACGGGCACGCGGCGCGCAACCACGUUGAGCGGACCGGCAGGUUUCCCGGCGACGGCUUCAGCUCCGCGGAGAUACGGGGGCUGCCCCCCUUGAUGAUAAAGGACGAGUGGUCGGAUGAGGAGGACUUGUUUGGGCCGAGCAAGGUGGCAGGAAGACAAUCCAAAUUCGGCUCGUCGGCAAAGAAGAAGAAGAUGUGGACAGAGACGGAGACACAGUGUCUGAAAGAGGGCGUCGCAAAGUUCGGCGUGGGAAACUGGAGCAAGAUCAAGCGGCACUACUCCCUGAGCCGCACCACCGUGCAGCUCAAGGACCGCUGGAGAAACAUCUCCAAGUAGGGGGGCAGCACAAGGUUCCUACAAACUUAGGUUGGAGGGCAGUACGGCUUAAAAACUAAACUAUAGAACUGUUUUUGAUUUGACCAGGUAAGGGGUGUACUGAGCUAUUUAGCUCUUUUUCAAAAGCGUCCUGGCUAUCACAAAUGGUAGCUCAUCGAAGUGGUUUAUAUGGGGAAAUUUAGAGCACCCAAAUACUCUAAGCGCGUGAUGUUGAUUCUAAAUGUGGAGGGGAAAACCGGAGGACCCGGAGAAGAAUCCACGCGGCCAUUGGUUGAGAGACACGCAAACUCCAAAUAAUCAGGCGUCAUGGUGGGGAUCGGACCCACGGCCUCCUGCAUACCAGGCGAGGUAGUUAACAUCUCGCUACUGUGGCUUAGGCGGGGAGGGGGAGCGACGUGGGCCACGGCGUCUGGGCUGGGAAGAACACGCCGGGCAUUGUCGGGCGACGUAGCGUCUCCGGGCGAGAGCGUGCGCCGUCGCGAGGGGUGGCCGUGAGAGAACUCGCAGAGGGCCCGACGGUUUGCAGCGCGGCCCCCGCGGCUUGUCGGUGCAGGAAAACCCCUCGACGCAAUGCGACAGGUCAACCAACAAAGUCUCCUAUGGCUGCCGUGGACAGGGGGACAGUCCGAGAGACGAUCGUCGUCACUGCUGAAAGGUGUUUUUUAUAUGGGAACGGCUGGCACCCAAGUGUCCAUUGGCGUGCAUUCCUCUCGCUGGCACUUCCUGCCACAAUGCAGCACUCUGCUGGGAGCAGUGAGGGGGCGGGGGGGGUCUCAGGACAGCUACCUGCGCUGUUGUGCGCAGGACACCGCCUCCCCCCUCCCUCCACAUUGGCGGGGAGAGGGAGGGCGCCCACGUGUCUUCUCUGUGCCCAGCCGCGGGCAUGGAAUUCACAGCGUCACCUUCCGACCCUCAGGAGUUUGUUUUUUGACGGUCAGGAAUGGAUGCCGUGGGUCCCUGGCGCAUCACGUGGGAGAGAAUGAGCGUGCGAGACGAUGGCAUUCAACAUUGGUUGGUAAAUUAAGUUGUCAAGUUUGUGUCGUGACGCCGCUGCUGCGAGGCAGUCCGUGUUGCAUUGCAGUGGCGUGUAGUGUGUGUGGUGUGUGUGGUGUGUGGUCAGGUAAACACGCACGGGGUGACGUGAAGACGCCGCCACGAAAGACACUCGCACAAUUCCAUUACAAUGGGUUUUGUCAAAAGAUACACUGUCGAUCCUUGGGGUUGGGAGUCAUAAACCCCCUUAAACCCCUUACCCCCCCUGACCCCCCUUACCCCCCCUGACCCCCCUUACCCCCCCUGACCCCCCUUACCCCCCCUGACCCCCCUUACCCCCCCCCGGACCCUCCCCUCCUUCCCUGGAUGUUGUGGUUUUACAUUCAAGAUCUUGGUUUCCUUAGGCCCUAAUUUUUAAAUGUUUGUCUUUUUCUGCAAAUAAAUCUUGGCUGUUCUGCCAGUUUGUUCUGCUGGCGUCACGUGCUAAGAUGAAGGAUCCACUCGGAUCUCUCCGCAGAGCAGUGCUAAGAGACUGUAACCUGCGGAAGUGGAUAUCAACGAGCUACAGCUGAGAUCCAUUCAAGUGACCUGGUCUGAAUUAGUCCAGGCCUGAAGAGUCCUCUUCCGUUCUGAGGGUCCGAUUCGGACUCUCAAAUGGCGGACAAAGUCAGAGUGAUCUCCUGCUGCUCAAAUGAACAUGCAGGCAUUAGUGCUCAUCUUCUGUUCAUACCACUGAGCUUGUGGAAAUUCCACGUUCAUAUGGCGGGGCGAGUAUAUCCAGAGGAUAACCACUGUUGACUUCCCAAAAUAUUGGAACUUAUUUUAUCUGACUCACCCCCCACCAUCCAGGAUUUGAACUCGCAACCUUCGGAUUGCGAGGUGCUCGCUCUGCUGAUGAGUCACCUGAUGGGCUAAGACAGAGAUCCCCCGUGUAGCCUUAACAGACUUGGUGCUGUUAGCGCGUCACACCUAUGAAAAUCGGCACGGCGCACGAGGGGUUGGGUGGCCAGCACCUCGACCUGCCGCCUUUGUCUCCCCAGUGGCGAUGUUUUCUGCACACUGCUCACAUUGCCGCACGCGUCGGGCACAGGAGGAACGUCGUACGUGCUGAGUCGUGAUGUCAUGUUCCACGAUACGUUAUUAAACGUGACGAUACGACUUCUGAUAUCCGUUUCCCAUAACUGUCUCCUUGCAUUUCAGGAUUUGUUUUUGUGCGUUUAUGCAAUUCUUGUGCGGCAGGGCGGUGGUGGCGACAGAGUGGUAGUUCUCAUGCCUCACAGCAAGCAGGGCCUGGGUUAAAUUCCUGA
This is a messenger RNA of Lethenteron reissneri (Far Eastern brook lamprey), 5226 nucleotides long. RefSeq lists its product as uncharacterized. Gene Ontology annotation, cellular component: nucleus; chromosome, telomeric region; shelterin complex. The record is from RefSeq and is a predicted model, not a curated record. Gene Ontology annotation, molecular function: G-rich strand telomeric DNA binding; double-stranded telomeric DNA binding; telomerase activity. Gene Ontology annotation, biological process: protection from non-homologous end joining at telomere; telomeric loop formation; regulation of telomere maintenance via telomerase. NCBI's taxonomy places the organism in Eukaryota, Metazoa, Chordata, Hyperoartia, Petromyzontiformes, Petromyzontidae.